AUGGUCACGUGGACCGCCUUGCUGACAUUAUGCAUAUGGAUACAAACACAGACUGCAUUGGGACAGUUCAAAUGUCCUCCUCCACACAAGCUGGUGGAUUUCACUGUAAAUUAUUCCCUCCCCUACUUCCAAACAGAAAAUCCCAUACAAAACAUAGCUGUGAACUUGGACCCACUGCAGCAAGAGGUGUACAUUGGAUCCCAGAAUGUCAUCGAAGCUGUUGAUAACACCUUCAAAAAAAUAUGGGAGGUGAAAACUGGACCUAUUGGCAGUCCUGACUGUAAAACCUGCCAGGUGUGCGAUAUAGAAAAUGACCCUGAGGAUCCACUGGAUACAGACAAUGAGGUUCUGCUAUUGGAUCCAGCUGGAUUUCUCCUCCCUUAUCUGUAUGUUUGUGGAAGUACUCAGCAUGGGAUCUGUUACUUCAUCAACUACAGUGAAAUGCAGCCUGAGCCGCGGUGUUUAUAUAACAAAAACAAGAACUCUCCAUCUAAUUGUCCUGACUGUCUAGCCAGUCCACUUGGCACCAAAAUCAGCAUUGUUGAACAGGGACAAACAACAAAUUUCUUUGUAGCCACCUCUGUCAAUGACAGAAUAGCACAGCGGUAUCCAAGGAGAUCAAUAUCAGUGAUGAGGCCACUUUCAACUGAAGACGGUUUUGAAUUGGUUACAAAUGGACUAACAGUGCUCCCCAGUCUGCGAGACUCAUACAAAAUCGAUUACAUCUACAGUUUCUAUACCAAGGAGUUUGUCUACUUCCUGUCCCUGCAAAGGGAGGAUCCUUCCAUAAGUAAUUCAGCCUUUCAGACUCACCUGGCACGACUGUCAAUAUCAAUUCCAGAAGUGUGGAUGUACAGGGAGGUGGUCCUGGAGUGUCGGUAUGAUCCAAAGCGGAGGAGGAGGCGCAGGGACAGUUCCAGGGAUGUUGUGUUUAAUGGGCUUCAGGCCGCCUACUUUGGGCGAGCUGGGACAGACCUGGCAGCUGAGCUGGGGGUUGAUGAGACAGAGGAUAUACUUUAUGGAGUGUUUGCAAUAGUGGAUGAGCAUGGACAUCCCCAAAAAGACUCAGCUCUUUGUGCCUUCUCUUUGACACAAGUAAACAAGGCCAUUGAAAAAGGCGUUGAGGCCUGCUGCAAGGCAGGCACCGAGCAGCUGUCCAGGGGACUGUACCAUUUCCAGCCACGUGAGAACUGCCCACAUGAAAGUGCUGCGGGUAACUGCACUCAAAUGCCCACUUUGGUGUUAACGCCGUACUACAGACUGGACCUGUUUAACAGAGAGAUGAGAGAUGUCCUGUUCACUGCUGUCCUGGUCACCACUAUCAACAACCUCACACUGGGGCACUUCGGCACCUCGGAUGGGAGAAUACUGCAGGUGAUUCUGACACUGACAAGUCCAACUGUUUAUGCAAACUAUUCUUUGGGGGAAACCCAAGUAUCCAGGACAGCAGCAGUCUCACAGGAUUCACUUCUUUUUGUUGUGGGGAAUAAGAUGUUCAAGGUGCCCUCUGCAGGACCAGGGUGUGCACAUUUUACCACAUGUCCAUCAUGUUUAAUGGCGCCGCGCUUCAUGAAUUGUGGCUGGUGUUCUGGAAACUGCUCAAAGCAGCAUGAGUGUACCUCACAGUGGAACCAAAAUACCUGUGCACCGGUCAUUACAGAGUUUUAUCCAAAAAUUGUACCAGCUGGUGGACAAACAGAACUGACGCUGUGUGGUAGAGAGUUCCAGUCUCAUCAGCGACCUCCAGUCAUCAGUGAUAGAACUCACACCAUCAUAGUGGGCUCUGGGAGCGUCUGUGCGGUCACGUCUUGGAAGAGCAAUAGCCAAGUGCUUGUUUGCAAUAUUCAGGAAAAAACCCCACACCAGAACCUAAACAUCACUCUUCAAGUGCAUGAGGGGAUAAUGCACGGCGUCUACUCAGUUGAAGGCAAAGCUCAAAUAUCUGGCCUCUCUUUUGUGGUGCCUAAUAUAACAGAAAUCACCCCAGACUUUGGACCUGUGUUUGGAGGAACACUGGUUACACUAACAGGCAACUAUCUGAACAGUGGGAUUCAGAGGGAUGUCUUAAUUGAUGGCAAAAAGUGUGUCAUUCAGAGUGCCUCCAAGGGAAGUGGUGCCGUGUCUUCUAUUGUUUGCCAAACAGCAGCUGUACCAGGUGUCAGAAAGGCACCGGUGAAUGUGACCAUUGACAGCCUCCAAGUGACCAGCACGAAGAAGUUUUCCUACAAGACAAACCCUGUUAUCAAGUCUGUACAUCCUCACUGUGGUUUUAAAAGUGGAUCCAGUGUGUGGAUUGUGGGUGAGAACCUUGACUCCGCCCACCAUACGGUUGUUAACUAUACUUCCAGAUAUCUCUUACUGCAGAACUCUGUCCCUCUUCAAAAGGUCUGUGAGGGUACAGCUAAUGCCACUCAUAUGGAGUGCAGGACUCCUGCUUUUCCUGAGGAAAUGUUAGAAGAAAAGUUUGUGUCUGGAGAGAUUUCUAUUCACAUGGAUGGAAAAAGCAACCUGUGGAAGAGUCGGUUUGAUUAUCACUCUGAUGCCAAUCCUAUUCCCUUUGAACAUGAAAACAAUGUGUUGUUUCUAAAACCAGGAGACAACGAAGUUUCAUUACAUCAUCACAAACUUAAUACAGUGAGUUCAUGUAUGAAGAUCACAAUGACCAUCGGGGGUGUGGACUGUAACGUCCAGGUUCUGUCCAAUGAGCUGACCUGCAGGAUUCCUAAAGGUUUCGUUAUUCCCAGUGAAGGCGUGCCUGUUGAGGUGUCUGUGAAUGGAAAAGUUUAUAAUGUAGGCACAGUGGUUCUGGAUGAUGGCAACAACAACACAGUCAUUGUAGGCAUUGUCCUGGGCAUCAUCGCAGCAUUGGUAGUAGGCGCGAGCCUCGCAUUACUUGUGAUGAUUCACCUAAGGAAGAAAAAGAGAGCCAACAUAGAGAGUCGUUUAUCAACAGUGCUUUCCCAGAACCGCUUUGGCGCUAAUUCAGAUAUAUCCCCAACGGGCGAUUACAGACGGGUGCAACUACUCAGUCAAACCUCAGGCUCAGGAGGAAUAGCAUUCCAAGGUUUAUUAUACGCUGCUGCCAGUCAAGACCACCUGUCUGUUCCUUUAAUGCCACGAGAUAGUAUCUCACUGGUCAGCCUAAGCUCUGAACUUCUUGAAGAGGUCAAAGAUGUGCUGAUUCCUGCAGACAUGCUUAGAAUUGAGGCUGACCAGAUUAUUGGCAAAGGACACUUUGGCACAGUUUAUCAUGGAUACUUAAUAGACAGCAAUAAACAAGAGACCCACUGUGCUGUUAAAUCCCUGAACAGAAUCACGGAUGUAGGGGAGGUGGACCAGUUCUUAAGGGAGGGAAUCAUCAUGAAAGCAUUCCACCACCCCAACAUACUGUCUCUGCUGGGGAUCAUGCUCCCCAAAGAAGGACUCCCUCUGGUGGUUCUGCCUUAUAUGAAACAUGGGGAUGUGCGUCAUUUCAUCCGCUCGGAGAAAAGGAAUCCAACAGUGAAAGACCUGAUUGGCUUUGGGCUUCAGGUUGCAAAGGGCAUGGAGUAUUUAGCCCAGAAGAAGUUCGUGCACAGAGACUUGGCUGCACGUAACUGCAUGCUGGAUGAAACCUUCACAGUAAAAGUAGCUGACUUUGGCAUGGCAAGGGACAUCUAUGACAAAGAAUAUUACAGCAUUCGAGAUCACAAAAGAGUGAAGUUACCUGUGAAGUGGAUGGCCAUUGAAAGUCUGCAGACGCAGAAGUUUACUACCAAGUCUGAUGUGUGGUCCUACGGUAUAUUGAUGUGGGAGCUGCUGACUAGAGGGGCUAGUCCAUAUCCAAAUGUGGACCCAUACGACAUCACCCACUUCUUGUUGAUGGGACGUCGACUUCCCCAGCCACAGUUUUGCCCAGAUACGCUCUAUUCGAUCAUGUUGGCAUGUUGGGACCCAGAGCCUGAACACAGGCCUACUUUUCACAGCCUGGUCAGAAAAGUAGAUCACAUCCUGUCUUGUCUUGAGGGUGAACACUAUAUCAAUCUGAAAGUUACAUACAUCAACUUGGACCAGCCAAGGCCUUACCCUUCCCUCAGCGGAUCUGCAGACGAGGCCGAGGCCUCAGACUCGGACACAGAUGGACAUAGUGCCAGCUGAGGCUGACUUCAUGAUGGAAACACAGGAAUGCAAAUAAAAAUUGGCAGCAAAUGGGAAGAGGGACAGCUUAACCUUCAUUUAUUUAUGUACCACAUACAUUGUUGAUCAUUUAUAGAGAGACGAUCAAAGGCUUGGUUUGGCUGCUGAGUCAUUGGUCUCGGUAGGUAACUUCAACUCUUUUUGGAGCUGAGACAAAAUCACACUGGAGGUUUCCAAUCCUGCUGCUACAUUUUAUUUGUAGCAAAAUAGAAAGGGCAUCCAAAUAGAAGUUUUAUUUUUAUACCAUCUGAAGCACAAGCGUUAAUGAGACUAAAUGAAUGUAGACUGUGCUUUUGGUAUCAGGUUUGUAUGUUGUAUUUGGAUAGGAUGUGGGCCUAGUGAGAUGGUACUUAAAAAGUGCUGUACAAAUAUUUGUCUCUCAAUGAGUAGGUUAUGUAGGAUACAUAAACUGUUUUUGCUCAGGGGUCAGCAUUUUCAUUUUUCCCUCAUCUUUUUUUAUUAUGUGCGGGGUAGUUCAUCACAUCCACAGAUAUAAAGAAUGUUCAUUAAAUUUGUGUGACUUCAUGUAAACUAAGUAAACUGGGUACAAGUGAACUGAAGUUUAACAAGUUCCAGCCACUGGAUCAUGCAUUUACUUGGUUACACACUGAUCUGAACUCUGCUGUGGAAAUGGUAACUGAAGCUCUGAACCAGAAGCAGAGGCUUUACCAUUGCUGGUCAUUAACACUAGGGGGCAUCCAUGCACCUUUUUUUCAAUCCAACUUGAGCAGUUGCUGCAGUGCCACUCCAUGCAGCAGCAUUCAGUUCAACACCAAGUGUUACACAAACAGAAAACCUUUAUUAACCUGAAGCUUAGAUAUUUGCAGUUCAACUGAGCAAAUCUAACAAACUCACACUCACAGCCCAAUCAGCAUAUCAUGACAUUCUGUUCAUAAAUUGAGUUCUCUCUACUGCAAACUAGGUAAUCCAUAGAAUUUUAGACAUUAUGCACUGAUUUUUCAACUUUUAGACUGUCAAUACAAUGUGCUUUAACCAAAGAGAUGAUUAAUGUGGUCCAACAGAUUUUCUACAAAGGGUAAUAAAUUGUCUUCUGAUAUACUUGAUGAUUUUUGUAUUGCUGCAAUUUCUUUUUUUCCAUACAAAAUAGAAAUGUUUUUUUUUUUUGUUUGUUUUUUUUUUACUUUCACUGUGCUGCAUCGUAAAGAGUAUUUUUACAGACAAAUGGGUAAUUGCACACACUUGUCUCUAAAAUGUGUACAGAUUAAAAGUUUGCUUAGA
Messenger RNA from Sphaeramia orbicularis (orbiculate cardinalfish), 5415 nucleotides. Its product is annotated as macrophage-stimulating protein receptor-like. The record is from RefSeq and is a predicted model, not a curated record. Gene Ontology annotation, biological process: cell migration; nervous system development; phagocytosis. The transcript is spliced from 20 exons. Bases 1 to 4137 code for a protein of 1378 amino acids. Lineage: Eukaryota; Metazoa; Chordata; Actinopteri; Kurtiformes; Apogonidae. Gene Ontology annotation, cellular component: signaling receptor complex; plasma membrane. Gene Ontology annotation, molecular function: transmembrane receptor protein tyrosine kinase activity; protein binding; ATP binding.